AUGGAUCUGAAAGUUCACGUGACUAUUUUCCACCUGUUUCUAUGCUGCACGGCUAUUUACAGUGCCCGGAUACCGCCUGAUAUGGGACUUGGAAUCAUCCGAACGAACGUAAAUGCUAAUUUCCAAGCACCGGACAAUGCAGGAUCUGCUAACAAAAAACUGGUGGAGAGCAAUACUGUGCCCUAUGUAAAGACUACGAGUUAUCCGCAAUUAAAAACGCCAGUCGAACCUCAUAAAAAAAAUAUUUUGGUGUCUAAUACUGGCACAGACAUUGAUUUUCGAGAAACAAUUCAAAAUAAUCAGAGUAGUACUAAUAAUGGUCAGAAUGAAGACAAUAGUUCAACAGAAAGUGGUGAUAAUAGCAUGCAUAGACUGCAUUCGUUUCAAAGCGCAAGUUCAAAUUAUUCCGAAAAAUUUCCAGAAGAUUUUCUAAUUCCUGAAUCUGAGUCCAUAAUUUCGAAUGACAAAGAAGAACACGACCAUGUAAUUAUACAAAAUGAUCCAACUCACCGUGGAAUACUUAAGGCAUAUUCGGCACCAACAAAUGACUCUUUUAUUUCGAAUAGCAUUUUCAAGUCUAAAGAUGUUGCGUCUUCUUACAGAACUGAUGAAAGUUCUAUUGUCAUUCCUUCCGAAAUUACUGAAACAAAUGAAAUCAAGAAAAUUAUCGCUCCUCACCCCACAGAUAAAUUGGAGAAUUUUAAUAGUUUCGCAUCAGCAAUGCCUACAAUCAGUGUUGCUAAUUUCAAGAAUAAUAAAAAUUCAAUCUCUGAAACAUCAGCAGAAUCGAGUAGCAUCGAAGAUCAAUGGAGGGAUUUGGAGAAAACUUUUCGUCGGUAUACCGAUUCCGUGAUGAAAAAAGUGCUGCCAAAAAUACUGAGAAUUCAUAGUCAACUAAAUGUCUCUACUCAGUGUAACAGUGCAAUGAUGCAAUUAAUUACUGGUCUCAGGAAUUUCAAGAGCUGGGCCAUCAGAAUGGUUGACGCCAGCGGUCGUUUGCCCUCGGGUAGUCUGGAAGGCACCCUCACGGACUUAGGGGAUUAUGACCAGUGUCUAGACAUUCUUCAGCCCCUCAGAAACAAACACAAACAGAUCAGAGGACAGUACUGCACUUUGGAAGUGAAACCAACUCUACCUGCUUUACAGAAUAGUGUCACAUUAAACACGAAAGUUCUGGAUUUCGGGAAUUUGUCCAAGGAUUCGGUGCUAUCAGAUCUUUCUGAUGGAUCGGCACUUUUUCAUUUCAUGGUCAUGCGUAUUGGAGUAUGCGUUCCAUCAUUGUGCGUUGCGGACGACAUACGAGAACUGGCAUCAGCAUUGUUAAAAAACGUUCCAGUUCAAGUGACAGCGAGAAACUGCGAGACGAAAGAAGAAUCCCACGUUACUAUACCACAGUUUAUAAUUAUUAUAACAAUCGUGAUUAUUGGUGUGUUGAUCUUGGCUGGCACAGGCAUCGACAGUUACGUAUCAAGAAACGCGGCGAAAUCUCAAGAUAUCGCUGGACGAGUUCCUCAAAGUCUGUUGGCUUUCUCGGUCACUUCGAACAUUAGACAGUUGCUGAAACCCCAGAAAAAGGGCUCAAAUUUACUCGCUGUCAAUGGAAUCCGCUGCCUCAGUAUCAUGUGGAUUGUAUUGGCACACACGUAUGGUUUUGGACACAGACAAGGGCUAGCUCGUCUCAAACAUGCCAAAACUUACAUGGAUGAUGUGUUUUUUCAAAUUAUCACAAAUGCUUGGGUAUCCGUGGACACUUUCUUCCUUCUCGGUGGCCUACUUGUUGCUAUCUCGAAUCUAAAAGCAAUUGAUAACAACGGAGGAAGCAUCAAUAUUCUCUCCCAUAUCCUUCAUAGAAUAUGGAGAUUGACUCCACCAGUGGCUGGUACUUUAGGUGUGAUGUUCAUGCUUCCUUUGGUUGGAUCUGGUCCUCUGUGGGCCGACAUGGUUGGUCAAAAAGUUGCAAAUUGCGAAGAACGUUGGUGGCAAGUAUUUUUACCAGUCAAUACAUGGAUCGAUUUUAGUUCCAUGUGCUUACUUCAUACUUGGUAUGUAGCAGCCGACAUGCACUUCUAUUUCCUGGCCCCCUUUGCGUUGAUCGCACUGUACAGGUGGCCUGCUGUCGGUUUUGCUCUUAUGUUCCUGCUGACUGCAGUCUGCUCUAUGGUGGUAGGAUUGCUCACCAUCGCCAACGAUCUCCCUCCAACUGUGAUCUUCUUUUCGCCAGACGUAGAGCUAACCAAAAGAACAGCAAAUUUAGUCUACUUCAGACCGUAUCCCCACCUGGGAGCGUACUGUGUCGGGUUGACACUGGGUUACAUUCUGUGGAAAAACCGGAAGUGGUCUCUUUCCAAGCUAACCCAAGGAGUUGGGUGGAUGCUGUCCAUAGCGAGUUGCCUCAGCGUCCUUUGUGCCACCUAUUCUUGGAGUAGAGGUACUUCAGCUCACACAGCAGAAGGUGUCAUCUACGCCAUGUUGCACAGAACUGCUUGGGCUGCUGGAGUGGCAUGGGUCCUUUUUGUUUGUGUGACGGGGCAUGGAGGUAUUUUAAGCAGAUUUCUCUCAUGGCAACUGUUUGUCCCUUUGAGUCGACUGUGCUAUUGUGUGUAUUUACUGCAUUUUCCCGUUCUUUGGGUAAGAGUGAGUUGGAGAAGGACCCUGCUGAAUUUCCAUCAUUAUGAUGUAGUCACUGAAUUCUUUGGUGUUUUAAUGAUAACUUUAGGGCUAUCUAUCAUCUUCCAUCUCUUUUUCGAAGCUCCAUUCCUCAAGCUAGAACAGAUCUGGUUCCCAGACAGAAAGAAGUCUUCUGAAAAUUUGAAAACUUUAGAGAACAAGCAUUCUACUUAACCAAGCCACUAACAACAUCAAAUUCUU
Uloborus diversus is the source of this 2868-nucleotide messenger RNA. RefSeq names its product O-acyltransferase like protein-like. The record is from RefSeq and is a predicted model, not a curated record. Gene Ontology annotation, molecular function: acyltransferase activity, transferring groups other than amino-acyl groups. NCBI's taxonomy places the organism in Eukaryota, Metazoa, Arthropoda, Arachnida, Araneae, Uloboridae. The transcript is spliced from 15 exons. Bases 1 to 2841 code for a protein of 946 amino acids.